Molecule: messenger RNA, 2265 nt
Organism: Amphibalanus amphitrite
Lineage: Eukaryota; Metazoa; Arthropoda; Thecostraca; Balanomorpha; Balanidae
Product: neuronal acetylcholine receptor subunit alpha-10-like
Exons: 12
Coding region: 165-1673 (502 amino acids)
Biological process (GO): signal transduction; monoatomic ion transmembrane transport; chemical synaptic transmission
Cellular component (GO): synapse; neuron projection; postsynaptic membrane
Molecular function (GO): transmembrane signaling receptor activity; acetylcholine-gated monoatomic cation-selective channel activity
Source: RefSeq, a predicted model, not a curated record
GCCGCGCCGGCCCGCAGCUCAGUCGGAGCAGACUGUCCGGUGGGGGCGGCAGCCGGAGGCGGAGCCGGGGGAGUGGGAAGGUGGUCAGACGGCGGCGCUAUCUCAGACGAUCCCUGCACACGCAGCCAUUAAGAUCAACUGACUGCCGAUAAAGAAUAUGUCCAAUGGAGAAGAUCGUCAUAUUCAUGGUGGUCUGCUUGGGAUCAGCUGACGUGGCGCUCGGCGACGACCACGAGCGGCGGUUGCUACGCUACCUACUGGCCGACUACGACCGCUCGGUGCGGCCCUCGCAGGACGCCGCCAAGCCGCUCAACGUCACCUUCGGCAUGGCGCUGACGCAGAUCAUCGACGUGGACGAACGGAACCAAAUAUUAACUACAAAUUGCUGGCUGACACAAGAGUGGAUCGAUUACAGCCUGACGUGGAACCGCUCCGAGUUCGGCGGCAUUCCCGUCAUCCGGCUGCCGCACGACCGGCUCUGGAAGCCCGACAUCCUGCUCUACAACAAUGCCGACAGCGCGUACUCGAACGCCAUUCUGAGCACCAAUAUCAUCGUGAAGGCGGACGGCAACGUCACCUGGCUGAGCAGCGCCAUCUUCAAGUCGUCCUGCUCCAUCAACGUGGAGUUCUUCCCGUUCGACGAGCAGACGUGCACCAUGAAGUUCGCCAGCUGGACGUACGACGGCCUGCAGGUAAAUUUGCUGAACCAAACCGAGCAGGGUGACCUGAGUAACUACGUCACGAAUGGCGAGUGGGACCUGCUGAACCUCACCGUGGAGAGGAACGUAGUGUACUACUCGUGCUGCGAGGCGCCUUACCCGGACAUCACCUACCGGAUCGUACUGCUGCGCAGACCGCUCUUCUACGUGUUUAAUCUGAUCCUGCCGUGCGUGCUGAUCACUGGGAUCGCGCUCAUGUCGUUCUACAUGCCGUCGGACAGCGGCGAGAAGGUGACGCUCGGCAUCACCACGCUCCUCUCUAUGACCGUCUUCCUCAUGGUCAUUGGGGAGAGCAUGCCGCCCACCUCCGAGAAACUGCCCCUGAUUGGUCUCUACUACGGCGUCACCAUCUCGCUGGUGUCGUUCGCCACCGGCCUGUCGGUGGUGACGCUCAACAUUCACCACCGCGGCAUGCGCGGACGAGAGGUGCCCCGAGUCGUCAAACGCAUCGUGUUCGAGGGCUUAGCGCCCGUGCUCUGCAUCCGCCUGGACCCUCCCAGCCACUGUCUGGCGCGCACCAAGGACGAUUACCGGUUCUGCUUUGAUGAAUGUCACAUCGAGUCGACCCCUGUGGACCCUGAACUGGCGUAUGAUCACCAGCUUCACAUUUAUAACGGGGGACACUGCGGAGGGAGUCGGAACCCGAGUUUGACGGAGACGCCGCCUCGGCUGGGGGCGGCGCCACCUCCGCUGGGGGCGCCGCCCACGGUGCACCCGUCGCUCGACCUGUUCGAGCACCAGUUUAUGCGUGUGCUCAACAAAGUUUACCACACAAUCGAGCGGAACGACCAGCGGCUGGCCGAGCAGGACCGCAGGGACGCCAUCAAGCUCGAGUGGCAACAAAUGGCACUCGUUCUGGACAGGUUUCUGUUGUGGGUGUUCAUAACGUCAACAGUGGGAGCAACGUUCGGCAUCCUGUACAUGUCGCCUCACACCAAGCUGUUCACCGUGUAGCUGGGUCGACAGAGGCAGCUUCGACGGAGUUGACGUCGAGGCGGCAGCCUAUGUCACCGUCGGGGCAUCAGAGCAGCGUCGAGACGCAGCAGGUACAACCACGUGCUAUCGAUUUGGUCGUAGCGGCUAAUAUAGCCGUGAAACGGUCGUACUCUGUGGCACGACUACCAGCAAUAUGUUUUUUGAGUGAAUAUUUACCAGUGUGACAACUAGUCCAAACCAGCGAGAUUGGAGAGGACGCUCCAUUUCGGACUGGAGGCUGACCGGCGGGUCGCCAGAUGAAGCCGUAGCUGUAGCACAUGUGAGUCAGUCGGCUGUAGUCGAUGAGGUAGACCGUCGGGUUCCGGAGACCGGCUGAAGCGGGCUGCUCUCAGCCGGCGAUGGGGACCCUGCUCGGUGUGUGUGCCAGCGGCACCGCGUUCUGAUCGUGGCCCCUUGUUCGUAGGCUGUGCGCCGUGCGGUCUAUGCUCGCUGCCGCAGUUAGGCCGGGAAGGGAGAGGGCAGAGUCGAGUCCACCGACUCAGUUCGCCGCUGAGGUUCUGCGCGCGCGGGAGUGAAGACAAAUAAAACAGUACAUGGUCGCAUCCGUGCU